AUGUCCUUUUCUUGCUACCACAGAGCGACGCGAUCUGCCUUCACACCUUGUUUCCGGCGAUUCUACUCUACCCCAGAGCCAGGAAAGAAAACAAACAUUCAGCUAAUUGCAGAACUGCGAAAACUCACCAAUGCACCUCUCUCAAAAGCGCGAUUAGCACUGCAGGAAUCUAAUGGAGACUUGGAGGGCGCGAAGAAGUGGCUGGAAGCGGAACUAGUGGUGUCAGGUGCUGCGAAAGCAGCCAAAGUCGAGGGCAGAGCGGCAAAUCAAGGUGUCAUCAGCCUUACCGUUGUAGAUGGAGGAUAUGGACAUGGCUUUGAUCCCAAACACCACCAAAAAGAACGCGACGGACGUAUCAGGGCAGGGCUGGUCGAAGUCAACUGCGAGUCUGAUUUUGUCGCCAGAACCGACCAGUUCUCUCAGCUUGCAGUGGCUCUUUCGUCUGUCGUUGCCCGGAUACCUGCCUUGUCACAUUCCGAGGAUCCGUCCUUCGAACACCUUGACGUACCUGAGCUUUUACAGGCUCAGUACGGGGACGGAGCCAUGACCGUUAAAUCAACUAUUCAGAAUAUAAUUGCGACCAUUGGCGAGAACAUAUUUAUACGACGCGCCGCAGCGAUAUCAUGGGCUCCCCAGCCGGACCGCGCCGUCCGACUUGGUUGGUAUACCCACAACUCCAAUGUCCCCUUCCAAGGCCAGAUAGUCGGGUUAUCUUUGCUAGACAUUCGCGCUCAAUCCGUUGGGAAGCUCCUUGAGCCAACAACAGAGAACUCGCCAUUGUCAGACAAGGCGGGACAGCUGUCGCAUGCCCUCGCUCAGCAAAUUGUCGGAUUCAAUCCCGUGUCUAUUACGGGAAACGAUGAAAUGAGCUUGUACGAACAGGGCUUCAUGGCGGGCCAAGGAGCAUUAGUCAAAGACUAUCUCGUGAACUGGCGCGGGGAAAACAAAUUGCAAUCAGUGGAUGUCGCUGGUUUCCUCAGAUGGAAAGUUAGCGAACCGGUCCCAUAG
This is a messenger RNA of Desarmillaria tabescens, 1008 nucleotides long. Its product is annotated as elongation factor TS-domain-containing protein. The record is from RefSeq and is a predicted model, not a curated record. Gene Ontology annotation, cellular component: mitochondrial matrix. The transcript has a single exon. NCBI's taxonomy places the organism in Eukaryota, Fungi, Basidiomycota, Agaricomycetes, Agaricales, Physalacriaceae. Gene Ontology annotation, biological process: mitochondrial translational elongation. Gene Ontology annotation, molecular function: protein binding; translation elongation factor activity. Bases 1 to 1008 code for a protein of 335 amino acids.